Molecule: messenger RNA, 1794 nt
Organism: Chroicocephalus ridibundus (black-headed gull)
Lineage: Eukaryota; Metazoa; Chordata; Aves; Charadriiformes; Laridae
Gene: METRN
Product: meteorin, glial cell differentiation regulator
Exons: 4
Coding region: 100-984 (294 amino acids)
Biological process (GO): glial cell differentiation; positive regulation of axonogenesis
Molecular function (GO): hormone activity
Source: RefSeq, a predicted model, not a curated record
CCCUAUACCACCACUACCCCCCCCCGCCCCCGGUGCGGGCAGCGGUGCGGGCAGGGCCGGGCCGGGCCGGGCCGCCCCGGGGCCGCCGCGGAGGCGGCCAUGUGGGCGCUGCGGGCGCUGUGCCUGGCCGGGCUGGGCGCGGCGCUCGGCGGAGCCUCGGCGGAUCAGUGCAGCUGGAGGGGCAGCGGGCUGUCGCAGGAGGCAGGCAGCGUGGAACAGCUCUCCCUGCACUGCGCCGAGGGCUCGCUGGAGUGGCUGUACCCCACGGGGGCCCUUCGCCUCCGCCUGGACCCCCGUCUGCCCCCCACCACCGCCGCCAUCAAGGGCCAGAGCCCCUGGCACGUCACCGCUUGCGUCAAACCUUCCGGUACCUUCCGGGGAGCUCAGCUCUACCUGGAGAGGGAGGGGGUGCUGGAGCUGCUGUUGCCGGAGGCCCCCCGGCCCCGCGUCCGUUGCUUCAGCUGGCUGCCCCGGGAGAAGGUGGCUCUGUUCCUGCAGGCCACCCCGCACCGUGACAUCAGUCGCCGCAUCGCCGCCUUCCGCUACGAGCUGCGGGGGGACUGGCUCGCCCGCCCGGCGCUGCCCGCCGCCAGCCUCACCGGAGAAGGAGCGUGCCGGCCGUGCAACGACACCGAGAUCCUGAUGGCCAUUUGCACUAGUGACUUUGUGAUCCGCGGCAGCAUCCGGAGUGUCUCCAACGAUGCGGAGCUGCAGGAAUCCGUCAUCGGGGUGAGCGCCACUCGCAUCCACCGCCAAAAGUUUCCCCUCUUCCAGGUGGGGGGGCGGGGGGGGCGGGCGGCGGGCAGCAUCCGCACCCCGCUGCGCUGUGGCGUCAAGCCGGGCCCCGGCACCUUCCUCUUCACCGGGUGGCUGCAUUUCGGCGAAGCUUGGCUGAGCUGCGCGCCCCGCUAUAGGGACUUCCAGCGCAUCUACGAGGGGGCACGGCGUAUGCGCCAGAACCCCUGCGAGUUCCCCGUGGACUGAGGGGCUCGGGGCGGGGUGGGGGGCGGCCCGGCCCCACGGGUGCUGGGGGGCUGGGGUCCCCCACAAGCAGCGAGAGCAUCCCCGGGGGGAUGAAGGGGCGACGUGCCAGUAGGGAUGAUGCCCGGAGGGAGGGUGGCACUUCGGUCCUUGCCACGCAGCCGGGCUCCAGCAGCCCCCACCACCGGGAUGGGGCUGGGGGGUCCCGGGAAAAUCCUGCUGGAAUGGAAGGGAUUUUCCCAGGGCGCGCUUGCCCGUGGUCCCCAGGGACCUGCCUGGGUGAAGGGUGCAGCUCGGUGGGGCAAUGGGUUGGGGCGCCCUGGGGACCAGGGCGCGUCGGGCUCGGGGUGCUGCAUGCUCAGGGGAUGCUGCGGGCUCGGGGACGCUGUGGGGCACGGUGGGUGCAGCACGAUGGGGCAGCCAUAACAGCCCCCCGCCUCCCCGGGAGGGCUCGGUGAUGGGUGGCCGUGGUGGCAGGGCCAGGGGCACGGUGGGGUGCGGAAGGGCCAGGAGGUGGAUUUGCAAUGUCGGGGGUGGAAGGGGGAGCGGGAUGGCGGCGAGCCUUGCCCUGGCCCUGCCUGCGAUGCGGGGCACAGGCAGGAGCCGCGGGGUGGAUGCCGAGGAAGAGGAGUGAGGCCGAAGGGAGCGAGGGGAAUGGCAAGGCGGGAGGAAGGCUGGCGUGGCGAGCAGAGAUGUCCCCGGCACGGCCGGGAUGGGACCAAAGCGCCGACGCAGGAAGGUGCCAUGGGACUGGGGAGGGGUUGGGCUGUGUCACCCAUCACCACCAGCCUGGGGACGUGUCACCCGGGGAUG